ACUUUCAAACAGUCUGGGUCAUGAAUGAACUGAUGGAGAAUCUGGAGAACGGUAUACCACCUAUUCAGCUUUGCUUUCAUAUGCGGGACUUUCAAGCAGGGAAGUCCAUCGCCUCCAACAUUAUCGAUGAAGGAAUAAUGGGCAGUCGUAAAAUCAUUGUGGUGGUGUCUCAACACUUCAUUGAUAGUGCCUGGUGUCGCUUUGAGUUUGAACUAGCUCAGUCUCGCUUUAUGAUGGAACGCAGUGCCAACAUCAUCAUCAUCAUUCUGGAAGAUGUGGAAGAGAGGAGGACUAAGAAAGUGUUUGGACUUCAUAAGCAUCUGAAAAAGAACACGUACCUAAAGUGGAGCAGAGACCCUUUGAGAAACAUGAGGUUCUGGAUACGCCUCAGGAAAGCCACAAACCAAUAAUAUUUUUUGGAAAAUGGAUAGUUCUUGUCUAUACCUUAAUGCAGUUUGUCAGCACGGUUUCACAACAGCUUUAACCUGAUCAUUGUGUCUAAAUCAGGACAGGGUACUAAGUUGUCUUUGACUCAUAGGUUGAAAUAAACAAUGUCCACACAGUCUGUACCCUGACUCUAUUAAAUAACACAAAAACACAUACACUAAAAACAUGAGAAGCUAUGGUAAAAACCGCCAGCCAUACCUCUCUAAUUCAGUUUCAAUUUAAGGUAAAUAUAACUUGAUGUUAACAGGUCACCUGCUAAUGCACUGCAGUGCACAUCCCCCUCUAGUGGUGAAAUAAUCAUAUUUUGAGUUCUACAGUGUAUUUUGAUUAAAUAAACGGGUGCCUUGUAUUCAA
Molecule: messenger RNA, 801 nt
Organism: Puntigrus tetrazona (Sumatra barb)
Lineage: Eukaryota; Metazoa; Chordata; Actinopteri; Cypriniformes; Cyprinidae
Product: toll-like receptor 4
Exons: 1
Coding region: 21-410 (129 amino acids)
Biological process (GO): defense response to Gram-negative bacterium; toll-like receptor signaling pathway; immune response
Cellular component (GO): membrane
Molecular function (GO): lipopolysaccharide binding; transmembrane signaling receptor activity; lipopolysaccharide immune receptor activity
Source: RefSeq, a predicted model, not a curated record